AUGAAGCUAUCAAAAAAUGAUCAAAAAGAAACUAACAAUUAGUUAGAAGAAAAAAACGAAAUGUAUAUUGACGGUGCUGACACAAUUGCUAGAAAGGAAGGAUCUCGUUCUUAUUCCAAAAAGAAAUCUACAUUCGCUCCUCAUUAGCAAGGCUUUUCCUUGGACUCUUACCCUGAAAAUAUAGACGAAUUUUAGGUUUUCAAGGAUGACCCCUACUUGAAUGAUUUUAAAGAGCAUUUCAGAGUAAGAAAUGACGCCUUUAGAUAAUAGCUCACUCACAUCCUCCGUGCUGAAAACUCCCUCGAGGACUUUGCUAAAGGUUAUAAGAGAUAUGGAUUCAAUUAAGAAGGAGAUAAUCUCGUUUACAGAGAAUGGGCUCCAAGUGCAAAGGAAAUUUACUUGACAGGAGAUUUCAAUAGCUGGAAUAGAAAGCAAUACCCAUUAUAAAAAGAUGCCUUUGGUAAUUGGGAGAUAUAAAUUCCUUUCAAUUCAUAAGGAAAGCCAAUAAUCCCUCAUGGAUCUCGUAUAAAAGCACAUGUAUUAACUGCUAAUAAUGAAUGGGUAGAUCGUAUUCCAGUGUGGAGCAAACGUGUAAUCCAAGACGAAAAUAGCAAGCUUUUUGAUGGACAAUUUUGGUGGCCUGAGAAAAACUAUUAAUUUUAGCAUCCUCGUCCUCACAAACACCAUGCAUUGAGAAUCUAUGAGACACAUAUCGGUAUGGCUGGAAUUGAACCUCGUGUCCAUACUUUUGCUGAAUUCACUAGGGAUGUUUUACCUCGUAUUAAAGAUCUUGGUUACAACACUAUCCAAAUUAUGGCAGUAGCUGAACAUGCCUACUAUGGAUCCUUUGGAUAUCACGUCACAAAUCUCUUCUCCGUUUCUUCACGUUUUGGAACUCCUGAAGAUUUAAAAAAUUUAGUUGACACUGCUCAUAGCAUGGGUAUUCAUGUUCUUAUGGACAUUGUUCACUCUCAUGCAAGUAAGAAUGUCAAUGAUGGUUUCAAUAAUUGGGACGGAACUGAUUAUCAAUACUUCCACGAAGGAGCUAAAGGAAACCAUGAUUUGUGGGACUCAAAGAUUUACAAUUAUGGCAAAUGGGAAGUGUUAAGAUUACUUUUAAGUAAUUUGGAAUGGUUCAUGACUGAAUACAUGUUUGAUGGUUUCCGUUUUGAUGGUAUUACUUCUAUGUUAUACAAACACCAUGGUAUGGGAGUAGGUUUCAGUGGCGGUUAUCAUGAAUAUUUUAAUCAUGAUGCUGAAAUAGAAACCUUAGUCUACUUAAUGUUGGCUAAUGAACUUGUUCAUGAAAUUUAUCCUGAUGCUAUUACUAUUGCUGAAGAUGUUUCUGGCUAUCCCACACUUUGCAGAAAAGUUAAAGAAGGUGGUGUUGGUUUCGAUUAUAGAUUACAAAUGGCUGUUCCUGAUAAAUGGAUCAAGCUACUUAAAGAAAAGAGAGACGAUGACUGGGAUAUGGAAGAUCUUGUAUGGACUUUAACAAACAGAAGAAGUGACGAAAAAUGUAUUGUUUAUGCUGAAAGUCACGAUUAAGCCUUAGUCGGAGAUAAAACUCUUUCCAUGUGGCUUUUUGAUGCUUAAAUUUAUGAAAAUAUGAGCACUCUUUCUCAUGAAACUCUCACAGUAAAUAGAGGUAUUGCUCUCCAUAAGAUGAUCAGAUUAAUAACAAUUGCCCUUGGAGGAGAAGGUUAUCUUAACUUUAUGGGUAACGAAUUUGGUCACCCAGAAUGGAUUGAUUUCCCCAGAUAAGAUAAUGGCUGGAGCUAUCAUCAUUGUCGUAGAAGAUGGGACUUAGUAGAUGACUAACUUCUCAGAUUCAGAUUCUUUAAUAAUUUCGAUAGAGACAUGAUUCAUCUUGAAAGUCAUUUCAAGUGGUUAAACUCAAGAUACAACUAUGUCAGCACCAAAAAUCAAGGAGAUAAAGUUAUUGUUUUUGAGAGAGAUAAUCUUCUUUUCGUAUUUAACUUCCAUCCUACACAAAGCUUCGAAAAUUAUAAAAUCGGUACCAACAUUGCUGAAGAUCAUUUAAUUAUUAUGGAUACUGAUGAGCCUCAUUACGGUGGUCAUGAUAGAGUUAGAGCUGGACAUGAAAAGCCUUUCCCUUAUAUUUAAGAAAACUUUAAUGGUAGACCCUAUUGCUUAAACGUGUAUAUACCAUCAAGAUGUGCUAUGGUUUUAACAUCUGUAAGCUAAGCACAUAAUUACUGGAACUAAAAAAAGUUACUUAAUGAAGCCAAAAAGCAUCACUGA
Messenger RNA from Tetrahymena thermophila SB210, 2265 nucleotides. RefSeq names its product 1,4-alpha-glucan branching enzyme from glycoside hydrolase family GH13 protein, putative. Gene Ontology annotation, cellular component: cytoplasm. Gene Ontology annotation, biological process: glycogen biosynthetic process. Gene Ontology annotation, molecular function: hydrolase activity, hydrolyzing O-glycosyl compounds; cation binding; 1,4-alpha-glucan branching enzyme activity. The transcript has 10 exons. The record is from RefSeq and is a predicted model, not a curated record. NCBI's taxonomy places the organism in Eukaryota, Ciliophora, Oligohymenophorea, Hymenostomatida, Tetrahymenidae.